Messenger RNA from Fragaria vesca subsp. vesca, 2318 nucleotides. RefSeq names its product cationic amino acid transporter 9, chloroplastic-like. Gene Ontology annotation, molecular function: amino acid transmembrane transporter activity. The record is from RefSeq and is a predicted model, not a curated record. Gene Ontology annotation, cellular component: membrane. The transcript has 8 exons. NCBI's taxonomy places the organism in Eukaryota, Viridiplantae, Streptophyta, Magnoliopsida, Rosales, Rosaceae. Gene Ontology annotation, biological process: amino acid transport; transmembrane transport. Bases 42 to 1742 code for a protein of 566 amino acids.
UACCAGACCGCCUUGCUCAGUCAUCAGAAAAUCCCAAAACAAUGGGAGGAGGUCAGAGGCGGACUUCCACCGAGGACCAAACGGCGCCGUCGUCUUCAAUCUGGUCACAUUUCUGGUCAUCUGCCACCAGAACGAAGCCCAUAUCCGACUCCGGCAUCCGUACCGGCUCCGGCGAUGGCCUCGUUCGCAGCCUCGGCAUGUUUGACCUCAUACUCCUCGGCGUCGGCGCCUCCAUUGGCGCCGGGAUUUUCGUCGUCACUGGAACCGUCGCCCGCGACGUCGGCCCCGGAGUAACUGUUAGUUUCAUUCUUGCGGGAGCGUCUUGUGUGUUAAAUGCGCUCUGUUAUGCGGAGCUAGCUUCUCGUUUUCCUGCCGUUGUUGGGGGAGCAUACCUGUACACAUACACAGCAUUCAAUGAGCUGACUGCUUUCCUGGUCUUUGGACAACUUAUGCUUGACUAUCAUAUUGGGGCGGCGAGCAUAGCUCGAAGCUUGGCAAGCUAUGUAGUGACAAUUCUAGAGCUUUUCCCGAUUUUUAAGGAAAACAUUCCGGACUGGAUUGGACAUGGAGGCCAACACUACCUUGGGGGAGCUAUAUCACUCAAUCUCUUAGCUCCGAUUCUCCUUGCACUUCUUACUAUAAUUCUUUGUCGGGGAGUUGGAGAAUCCUCUGUUGUAAACUCGUUCAUGACUGCUACAAAGGUGAUCAUCGUUCUUAUCGUCAUCUUUGCCGGUGCUUUUGAGGUUGAUGUUUCAAAUUGGACUCCUUUUGCCCCAAAUGGUUUUAAAACAGUAUUGACUGGGGCAACAGUGGUAUUCUUUGCAUAUGUUGGAUUUGAUGCAGUUGCUAAUUCAGCUGAAGAAUCAAAGAGACCACAGCGGGACUUGCCAAUAGGCAUCAUAGGCAGCCUUCUUAUAUGUGUUAUAUUGUAUAUCGGUGUCUGUUUGGUGAUCACUGGAAUGGUACCAUAUAAGUUCCUUGGGGAAGAUGCUCCCUUAGCUGAUGCUUUUAAUUCCAAGGGGUUGAAGUUUGUUGCCAUCUUAAUCAGUGUGGGUGCUGUUGCUGGACUUACGACUACCCUUCUAGUCGGUCUGUAUGUUCAGUCUCGAUUAUAUCUUGGGCUUGGAAGAGAUGGUUUACUGCCUUCAGUGUUUGCUAGAGUACACUCAAGACGCAGAACUCCCAUUCAUUCUCAGGUGUGGGUUGGUAUUGUUGCUGGCAUUCUGGCAGGAUUGUUUAAUGUGCAUAUUCUCUCGCACAUCCUUUCAGUUGGCGCAUUGACAGGCUACUCUGUUGUUGCUGCAUCCGUGGUUGCUCUUCGUUUAAAAGAUAAGGCAUCAAGUCAGGUGUCAUCUACGUCCUGGAAGGAAGGUGUCACCUGCUUAUUCAUAGUUGCAUGCAGUGGAUUUGGUGCUGGAGUCUUCUACAGAUUCAACACUUCAUUUAUUUUUAUGGUCAUAGCUGUGAUUGUGGCAAUACUUGCUUCGUGUGCUCUUUGUUUUCGCCAAACUUAUGCCGAUAUGCCAGGGUUUUCAUGUCCUGGAGUUCCAAUAGUUCCAACUGUAUGCAUCUUCUUCAACAUGUUUCUAUUUGCUCAGUUACACCAUGAAGCCUGGGUGAGAUUUGUCAUACUCAGCAUCAUUACAGUUGGUAUUUAUGCGUUUUAUGGACAAUACCAUGCUGACCCAUCUGCAGACGAGACUAUCAUUUAUCAUAGGGCACCAGAAGAAGACUCUCGGUAAAUUGUUUCUUCUGUAAUGCUCCCUACAUUUAGGUGGACUUGUUACCUGUUGCAGUGUUGUAGUAUAUGUAUUUAGCUGUUCCACAUUAGGUUCUAGUAAAUGUAUCAUAUAUUCAUAACCCAUUCAUUUUCCAAACUACUUUGUUGGAAAAUAAAACAUAACAAUAUUCAUUUAGAGGUCCUGAAAGAAGAAAUACAUGUUAUUGAUUGUAUCCUUGAGCAACCACGAGCAUUAUCUUGCUUGAGGCUGUAACACAUGUAUAAUCAUAUUAAUGCAAAUAGUUGAGCUUUGUACAAUCUUGAUGUGCAUUUGUGAUUGAUUUUAACUUCUAUUAGUGCUGUAAAUUGUACCAGCUGACUUUCGUGUGCAUUGAUUCUUUUGGAAAACAAUUUUGAUUGCUGUGGCUGGGGUUACUCCUUGGAUAGAGUGCCAGUGAUAGCAUUCACCUUGCAUUUUUGGAGUUUUCUUCCCAAAAUAAAUAGUAUAAUUCUCAUCCCUGCUGGGAUUGAAGGACUUCUUCCGAGUUACAAAGCAAUUAUUGGUAGAUGUAACCUGGUGUUGUGAUUGAAUUGUCCU